GACAAAAAUUCCAUCUUCCUCGUCAAACUCGAAGGACCUCUAAGCAGCCCCACCAAAAUCAAAGCCCUAACCGGAUUCCUAACCACCCCUAUCCUCAAAGAAGGCGAAGGCAUAAGAGAUACUUCCCCCAGCAACUUCUGCCUCAUUACCGGUAAAAUGAAACUCGCCAUCCUCUCUGCCCUCGAGGGAACCUUUUUCUCACCAACCUUUAUUCGAGUUAACUUGUCCCCGAAACACCUCUCCGAUUAUAGCAUCGCUCCCACUUUGGGAAAUGAGAUUGAUCCUACCCUUCCGCAGAACCGAGCAACUGAUGCAGAUGAACUUUUUCUUCCAAGGCAGGAUCAGUUUCCGGUGUGGUAUUUCUUCUAUGGCAAUCUGGCUGUGUCGGAGAUUCUGGCUGCGCGGCUGGGUCUUCAGGAUAUGCCGAUUCUUAGUAGGGCUUUGGUUAAGGGAGGUGUUUUGAGGACGUGGGGAGGAGGGAAGUAUAAGGCUUUGGUUGAUGGGACCGUCUAG
Aspergillus sclerotioniger CBS 115572 is the source of this 513-nucleotide messenger RNA. RefSeq lists its product as uncharacterized. The transcript has a single exon. Lineage: Eukaryota; Fungi; Ascomycota; Eurotiomycetes; Eurotiales; Aspergillaceae. The record is from RefSeq and is a predicted model, not a curated record. The annotation marks the transcript as partial.